Messenger RNA from Dentiscutata heterogama, 383 nucleotides. The record is from the annotation of a GenBank genome assembly. NCBI's taxonomy places the organism in Eukaryota, Fungi, Glomeromycota, Glomeromycetes, Diversisporales, Gigasporaceae.
UUAUUAAAAGAACAUGCUGAGGCUAAAAGAUUAAUAAAAGAAUACAAAAAUAAUUCUGUUGAAUUAGUAUAUUACAUGUCAAAAUCAAAUAUGUUAAAGAUACUGGCAAAUUUAACAUAUAGCGAAAUAGGAUAUCUCUACUCUCCAUUCUACAAAAAAACAAUUGCAUUAUCAGUUACUGCAUUUUUACAUGAAACACUAAACAAAGUCAUCUUUUUCUUGGAAUUGCAACAAUGUAGUAUAAUUUAUGGUAAUACUGAUUCAGUUUUUUCCACGAUACCUGAACAAUAUUUUUCUGAGAUAGAACAAAUAUAUUCACAAAACAAACAACUUCAUCACCAAAAAGCAAUCAAAAAAUCUAUUGAAUAUAUAAAACAAAUCAA